AUGUUUGAAAAAACGUUUUUGUUUUCUUUAGUUUUAAUUGUUGCUUUUUUAGAUUAUAGUUCUGCUAAAGUCGCACCCGAUUACAUCAAAAUAUGUCCCGGUCUAAAGUCAGAUUGCUUAAAGAAAGUGGUACAAGAAACUUUACCGCUAUUCGCAAAGGGUAUUCCUGAACUGGGAGUUGCACCAAUUGAUCCGUUGAAACAAGAAGAACUUAAGCUGCUUCUGCCUGGAGGAUUCAAAGUGGAAUUCCGCAAUGGCACUGCUACUGGACUGAAAAAGUGCACCAUUGAUUCGGUAGUAUACCGAAACUCUGAAGCAAAUAUGAAAAUGCACUGUGAUUUAAGUGUUAAAGGAAAGUACAAGGCUAGCGGAAGAAUAUUGAUUGUAUCAAUCAACGGUGAUGGUGAUGCCAAAAUUAAAAUCAAAAAUGUUGCAUUGGAUGCCAAAAUUAAGUUCCAAGACGUUACUAGGAAUGGAGUGGUAUACCAUGAAGUGAAGACCCUAAAGAUUGACCAGAACUACGGAGACAAGAUAACUUUCAGUCUCACUAAUUUGUUCGAAGGAAACCCUCAACUGAGUGAAGCUGUGCUACAGUUUUUAAACCAGAAUUGGAGACAAGUAUCUGAGGAGUUCGGUAAACCUCUUGUUGACAAAGUUGUCGAUUUAGUUUCCAGUAUUGUGAAGAAGUUCUUUGAAGCAGUACCGAAAGAAGAACUGUUUGUCGAUUCGGAAUGA
Messenger RNA from Spodoptera littoralis (African cotton leafworm), 735 nucleotides. The record is from the annotation of a GenBank genome assembly. NCBI's taxonomy places the organism in Eukaryota, Metazoa, Arthropoda, Insecta, Lepidoptera, Noctuidae.